This is a messenger RNA of Aspergillus wentii DTO 134E9, 1077 nucleotides long. Its product is annotated as class II fructose-bisphosphate aldolase. Gene Ontology annotation, biological process: carbohydrate metabolic process. Gene Ontology annotation, molecular function: aldehyde-lyase activity; zinc ion binding. Lineage: Eukaryota; Fungi; Ascomycota; Eurotiomycetes; Eurotiales; Aspergillaceae. Bases 217 to 1077 code for a protein of 286 amino acids. The record is from RefSeq and is a predicted model, not a curated record. The transcript is spliced from 3 exons.
CACCAUCAUAUCAAAUGCAUUGUAUAUACCAAUUCUCGUUUUAUUCUAAUGGAAUAUAAUUUGCAGUGUCACAAUUUAUCCCGCAAGUGAUCAGAUCGGUGACGGACCGAGUCCGACAUCGGUAGAAGCAUAUAUAAAAGCAUAAAAGACAACAAAGUAACCCACAGAGACCACUGCAGCAACCCCUCCUCUGUUUCGAUAUAUAUCUCAUCCACCAUGGCAUAUCCUACAACCAACCGUACGUGGCGGAUCCUUCACCAUGCCACCCAAGAGAACUAUGCCGUGGGCGCCUACAACUGUUAUAACACUGAUGGAGUCAUGGCUGUCAUCCGAGCAGCAGAGAGAAAGCGCUCUGCCGCCAUCAUCCAACUCUUCCCGUGGACCAUGCACUUCCAAGGGCCUGAAUUUAUCCGCUAUGUGGUGAAUGCAGCACAUGCAGCGAGUGUACCCAUCGCAGUACAUUUAGAUCACUGUAUCCAGCCUGAAGAUGUUAAAGAGGCCCUCGCCCUUCCAUUUGACUCUAUCAUGAUCGAUGCGUCCACUCUGGAUGAAGAGGAUAAUAUCCGGUACUGCCAGGAAGUGGUCGAACAGGCACGUCCGUUGAAUAUCACCAUCGAAGCUGAGAUGGGUCGUAUCGAGGGUGGAGAGGAUGGAUUGCCCACUGUCGAUAUGGAAACUAUCCUAACGAAACCAGGCGAAGCUCAAGCGUUUGUUCAGCGUACUGGCGUCCACUUUCUGGCUCCAUCUUUUGGUAAUAUCCACGGCCCUUAUCCGGCUGGUGGUGCUGAGAAGUUCUGGGAUCUACCACGUCUCGAAAAUAUCGGCAAGUCAGUAUCAAACACACCGCUGGUCCUCCACGGUACACACCCCGUAUCCGACGAACUCUUCCUCAAGGCUAUUUCCUGUGGCGUGCGAAAGAUCAAUUUAAAUCGAACUGUUCGGGAUGAAUAUACGAGUUUCGUCACUCAGAAUGCUGGCUCGUUGGAGUUGACGAUGCUUCAGAUGCAGGGGGUGGAGGUGUAUGCGAAAUCGAUCGAGAGGAUGAUGGAUGUUUUUGGAUCGUCGGGGAGAUAUUAA